Molecule: messenger RNA, 2143 nt
Organism: Cucurbita moschata (crookneck pumpkin)
Lineage: Eukaryota; Viridiplantae; Streptophyta; Magnoliopsida; Cucurbitales; Cucurbitaceae
Product: transcription factor PIF4-like
Exons: 9
Coding region: 143-1735 (530 amino acids)
Biological process (GO): regulation of DNA-templated transcription
Molecular function (GO): protein dimerization activity; DNA-binding transcription factor activity
Source: RefSeq, a predicted model, not a curated record
CUCUGACCUCUGUGUGUAACAUCCCUUUCCCUCACCACUGGUUUUAAAUGCUUUUUGGUUCAUCGCUCACUUGCCUCCAUUACUUCCAUUUCCACUUCCACUUCCAGCCUUCUUCCAGCGAAAAUUUGGGAUUUCUUCAGCCAUGAAUUCUUGUUUUCCGGAUUGGAAUUUUGAGGGCGAUCUUCCUCCAACCAUCCAUAAGAAAUCAAUAGGACAUGAACAUGAAGAACUUGUGGAGCUUUUAUGGAGAAAUGGGCAAGUUGUUUUACAGAGCCAAAAGGGUAGAAAAUCAAAUUUGAUAUCUAAUGAAUCUGGGCAGUUUCAGAAGCUGAAUCAGCCAGUUUGCAGGAGUUCUUGUGGGAAUUCGAGUAGUUUGAUUCAAGAAGAUGAAACAGUUUCUUGGAUACAAGAUCCAGUAGAUGAUUCCUUUGAAAAGGAAUUUUGUUCUAAUUUUUUCUCUGAAUUACCGCUUGUUAAUCCUAUUGAGAUUGUUGAGCAGCCUACCAAACAUGAUGGAAAACAUCCUAGAUUUGGUGUUUUUGAUACUACUUCGAAACAUCCGACAGGUCUUGCGGAGUUUCUUACGAAUUCGAUGCCUCCUCCGAGGUUUCAGUGUCCGGAUUCGACACGGUCGAACAAGGAUUUAGGAGAUUUAGGGGAAAUGGUGAACUCUUCUCGAGUUUGUGUGCCGUUGAAGGGUGAUUUGGGAUCAUCAAAUGGAGGGAGGGAGUGUGGAAACUUGAUACAGGUAGAGGGUAGAGAUUGUUCGGCAAUGACUGUUGGUUCGAGCCAUUGUGGAAGCAAUCAAGUUCCGAAUCCGAACGACCUUGAUGUGAGCCGAGUUUCGACCAGUGGCUUUGGAAAUGCUGGUUUAUCUGCUGGUCUCUCCAAGGAAGAUAAUAGAAAAAUGGUUCCACAAAGUGAGAGAGACAAAACUGAGACGAUGGAUCCAACAACCACUUCGUCGUCAGGCGGUUCGGGAAGUAGUAUGGAUAGAAAUAGGACAAUUGGACAAUCUACUGGAGGUAAUAGCAACAAACGAAAAGGUCGAGAUAGAGAAGAAUCCGAGUGCCAAAGCGAGACAGCUGAACUCGAAUCUGCCGAGGGAAACAGGACAGCUCCUCGAUCCGGUUCUUCACGUAGAACUCGUGUCGCUGAAGUUCAUAACCUUUCGGAAAGGAGGAGAAGGGAGAGGAUUAAUGAAAAGAUGAAAGCUCUUCAAGAGCUCAUACCUCACUGUAAUAAGACGGACAAAGCUUCUAUGCUCGAUGAAGCUAUUGAAUAUUUGAAGUCACUUCAAUUACAACUACAGGUAAUGUGGAUGGGAAGUGGGAUGGCGCCGAUGAUGUUUCCGAGCGUUCAGCAUUACAUGUCUCGGAUGGCUAUGGGAAUCGGUUUGGCUCAACCUUCAAUGCCUUCAAUUCACAACUCGAUGCAAUUACCUCGGGUCCCAAUUGUUGAUCAAUCGGUUUCAGUGGCUCCAAUGCCGAAUCAGCCUAUGAUAUGCCAACCUCAAAUUUUCAACCCCAUGAAUUAUCAAAAUCAGAUGCAGAAUCCGGCUUUGCAAGAGCAGUAUGCUCGUCUAAUGGGUUUCCACCAUAUGCAACCGGCCUCACAGCCCAUAAAUGUCUUCAGAUUUUGUCCCCCAUCAGUUUUACAGAGUCAAACAGUAGCAGCACCUGGCCCUGCUGGAGGACCUAUAACUAAUGAUACCGUAAACGGAAAUUUAGGUUGACAAGAGAAAUUAUGCAUGUUUAUCAGUUAGCAAUGGUCCCUCAGAGCAUCAUUUCUAGAUAUGGUGGAAACCAUGAUUGUUGUCCUUUGUGUAUAUCUGAUACAGAUUCUUGCCUCCUUGCCUCCAAGUACACAACUUAUAUGCCUUCCAACUCCAUUACCAUAUUACAUAUCAUUGUUCAUAUAGUGAUGGAUGCUUUCAUUGAUCUGUAUAUUGAGACAAAGACUCGAGAUUCUUGAUCUUGCAAUUCCAGGUAUUUAACAAUUUUUUUGUCGAGAAACGGUUACGAAAUAAGAUCAAUCAGUAUGUGUUUGCCUAAAUGAUGAGUUGAGCAGCUGCUUAAGCUCCUUGUUCUUGUAAUAUCCCUUACAUUGUCAAUGAAUUCAAUCUAAGUUGAUUUGGAUAUCA